AUGGGGCCCAAGAUUUGGACAGUUUCGUUCAGGGUGGAAAUGAACGCAGCAUGGCAGCAAAGGAAGCGUAGAGAGUUCUGCAAGGAGCAAGGAAUUCACGUGAGUGCAUGGUCUCCACUUGGGGCAAACGGAGCCUACUGGGGAUCACUUGCGGUGAUGGAGAGUCCAAUCCUUAAACAAAUUGCAAACGCUAGGGGAAAAUCUAUUGCUCAGGUUUCUCUAAGGUGGUUGUAUGAACAAGGAGUGAGUGUGGUGGUGAAAAGCUUUAACAAGGAGAGAAUGAAAGAGAUCCUUCAGAUCUUCGAUUGGGCAUUGAGUGAGCAAGAUUUGCAAGAAAUCAGUCAGAUUCCACAGCAUAGGGGAUUUUUGGGAGAAUUCUUCGUUUCACCAGGUGGGCCAUUUAAAACGAUAGAGCUGUGGGACGAGGAGGAAUUACACACCUCUAUCUAUUUCUCCCAGUGUGUCAUGAUGGAACGGUUUGCUAAAUCCUCAUAUAUGUGCAGAUAUGGAACACGUGUAAGAUCUGGGCUUUCAUUAACUUUUUAG
Magnolia sinica is the source of this 546-nucleotide messenger RNA. Its product is annotated as non-functional NADPH-dependent codeinone reductase 2-like. Lineage: Eukaryota; Viridiplantae; Streptophyta; Magnoliopsida; Magnoliales; Magnoliaceae. Gene Ontology annotation, molecular function: aldose reductase (NADPH) activity. The record is from RefSeq and is a predicted model, not a curated record. Gene Ontology annotation, cellular component: cytosol. The transcript has a single exon. Bases 1 to 546 code for a protein of 181 amino acids.